This is a messenger RNA of Nannospalax galili (Upper Galilee mountains blind mole rat), 711 nucleotides long. RefSeq names its product cell migration-inducing and hyaluronan-binding protein-like. Bases 1 to 402 code for a protein of 133 amino acids. The record is from RefSeq and is a predicted model, not a curated record. NCBI's taxonomy places the organism in Eukaryota, Metazoa, Chordata, Mammalia, Rodentia, Spalacidae. The transcript has 2 exons.
AUGCCUCACUUAGAUGAGGAGGGAGUUCUAAAUACCCAAAGGAACACUCGGAUUCCUCCUGUGUGCAGGUUGCUCUUCUUGAAGCUAAAAGCCCAGAACGAAAGGGAGAAAUUUGCCUUCUGCUCUGUGAAGGGCUGUGAGAGAAUCAAGAUUAAAGCUCUGAUCCCAAGGAAUGCAGGCGUCAGCGACUGCACAGCCACUGCUUACCCCAGGUUCACCGAAAGGGCUGUAGUGGAUGUACCAAUGCCCAGGAAGCUCUUUGGGGCUCAGCUGAAGACGAAAGACCACUUCCUAGAAGUGAAGAUGGAAAGUUCCAGGCAGCACUACUUUCACCUUCGAAAUGACUUUGCUUAUAUUGAAGUAAGCAAUGUUGGCCCUGCAAGGUCUAAGGGGGUGGGGUAAUAGUCACUUGUGCAUCGCUGGCCACAAUACCUGACAACUUAAGGGAAGAAACAUUAUUUUGGCUUAUGGUUUCCGAGAGCUUUGAUCCAUUUUGGUGGGAGGGCACAAUGGAGCAACUCAGCCCAUGGAAGCAUGAGCAGGACCAGGAAGCAGCGAGAAGGGAACAGAGGCCAGGAAUAAUUUUCUCAAAGACAAAUUUUCUAGUUUGCUUUCUAUUGCUGUGAUAAAACACUCUGAUCAAAAGCAACUUAAGGGAGGAAAGGGCCUAUUUCAUCUUACAUCUCCCAGGUCAUAGCUCAUCAUUAAGGG